AUGGAAAUAAAAUACGUUUUCGUAAGGAUUUUCGUCGUGUUUUGCUCUUGGCAUCACUCAUCGGCGUAAAAGGCUGAUCCUAUUGCCGAGAGGGGGGGGGAGGCGCUGGCGCUGCGCCAGGGUCUGGCAAGUGCGCCUCCCUUUACCGCUGUUUGGCUUAUUCAUAGUUAGGGGUUUGGCUGUUUUUAAAAAGGCAAGCGCUGCUCUCAAGUUGAUCAGUCGGCUCAGAAAACUUCUCCAGAGGGGAAAGUGUUUUUUGGAAUCAGAAAGCCCAGAAUUUCAGUACGACCUAACUGCGCACCAACUGGGCAACACAGGACUAUUAAGACUAAAUCAAGUGUAUCAUUUUAAACAUAUAUAUAUAUAUAUACACAAUACUCACCGGAUUCUUGUUUCUAUAUUUUAAAGAGUUUUUGUUUAUUUCCUCUCUUUUUUUUAAAAAAAGAUCCCGACCUGUGCUUUUACUUUUGCAUGCGGACUUUUCCAAAGUUACUCUAAUUUGCAUCCAAAAUUCCGAUGACCGUCCGGAGACGCGUUUGCUCUCACAUUUAGUCCUUGUUUAUUUCUCACCUGAGAUUACUCUUACUUUGAAGAACGGAAAAGAAACAUGAUGCUUUUCGUGCUGGUUACAUUUCUGACGGCGUUGUCCAUCGGUUUUGGCUCGUUUGUGCCUUGCGAGCCGUGCGAUCAGAAGGCACUCUCUAUGUGUCCUCCGGUGCCGAUGGGCUGUCAGCCGGUGAAGGAGCCCGGCUGCGGCUGUUGCUUGACUUGCGCUCUGGCGGAGGGUCAGGCGUGCGGUGUCUACACCGGUACAUGCACCCACGGGCUGCGCUGUCUGCCGCGGAGCGGAGAAGAGAAGCCGCUUCACGCCCUGCUGCACGGCAAGGGAGUAUGCACGAACGAGAAAGGAUACAAACCAUCGCACCCACCCGUCGAUCGUGAGUCUAUUGAACAUGAUGAUACUGUUAAAGCAGAAACAACUGAAGACCAGCUUCCUAAAAUUCCCCUUUACCCCAAACCAGACGUGAUGAGCAGGAAGAAACAAGACGCCGUGAGCAAAAACAGGAAGAAACUGCAGGAGAAGCUUCGCAUUUUGGGGCAAUCGGAUUACUCGCCUCUUCCCGUGGACAAGCACGAGCCAGAAUUUGGUCCCUGCAGGAGGAAGCUGGAUGGAAUCAUUCAGGGCAUGAAAGACACAUCUCGCGUCAUGGCUCUUUCCCUGUACCUUCCCAACUGUGACAGAAAAGGUUUCUUCAAGCGUAAGCAGUGCAAACCAUCCCGUGGCCGGAAACGAGGCAUCUGCUGGUGCGUGGACAAAUACGGCGUGCAGCUGCCCGGCACCGACUACAGCGGCGGCAACAUCCAGUGCAAAGAUCUGGAGAACAGUAACAACAACGAGUGAGAAUUCAAGCCACCCUGAUCACCAGACCUAGGGCCCACCUCCUUUUCCUGUCUACCAAUCCACCCGCCAGUCACUUUGAGAUUUUGAUGCGAAACGAAAUAAUGGAGCAACUAUUAAAAAUAUGAAAAACAUGGUCAAAUAAACCACGGGAAUCGUUUUGACUGAGCGCUCGUCUUUAAAUCACUGGACUCAGCCAAUCGGAGGAGAAAUGGUUCCCAGCAAAAAAUGGUUAAAAAUAUAUACAUACAAUUAUAUAUUUUUAUAAAAGCUGGGUGUUCAGCACCAUACUGUUUUGUUUAAAGUUAACAUAAAACAAAAAACACUUUAAAAAAAGAAGAUAUAUGGCAUGUUAAACAUUAACAGGGCUAUCUUGGUCUCUUUUGCUGUCAAGGUAUGAAAUAGAUAGCAGGAAGUAAAACACAAUUUUUUGUUUGCUUUCCAAAAAAGAUAAAUCGCAUAGGGUAGAGAUCUGUUGUUAAUGCCAUCUCUAUCUGUUUUAAAUUUUUUUGUUUUGUUUUGGUCCUGUCAAAGCACUUAUUCAAUGGGAAACCUGCUUGGAAAUGUGUAACUUCACCAGAUUCAGUGUAUGCGUGUGUAAGCAUGUGCAUACAAGUGUGUGAACUAAAAUACAGCGAUAAACAAUGCCUUUUUGUGACACGUCCCUCCCAGAACACAGUGACCCCAUUAGACAAAUCUGUUUCAGUGACUUUUUGACUGUGUAGAGCUUACCUAACACGCCAACCGUGCCUAUGUAAACAGAUGCAGCCAUGCACAUUUACACGGGUCAGCUGACCGACAUCUCCUUUUUAUUUAGGAGUCUCAUUGGUGUCUAGAAAAAAAGAAGUAAAGGCCACUCGGGAACGUUUUUCACAAUUUCAGACAUUACGGUAUCUGUCUCGAUAUUCGGGCAGAUGUCGUAACCCCUAAACACUUCCAGCAUUUAGGUUUGAACUUGUGUUUGAGUUUCUUUCUUUGUAAUGAUUAUUUUUCUAAUGUUUUAACUUUUAAUUAUGCGUUUUGAGGUAUUGACAGUCCAUAUUUGAGCCAUAGACUUUGUGGUUUCACUGAGAUGGUGUAAUAUUACUUUUAGGAUCUUGAAUGUGUUUUAUUUUCGUUCUUUUGUUUUGUUUACCCUGUUAUCCUAAACAACCACAACAACCGGGUGCCUAGCUAGGAGAGGAGUUGUGUAUUUUAGCAUAUCGUCAAUUUGCAUAGUUCCAGAACUCGGUCAUUUGAAUGCAGGUCUGACCACUUUUUAAGCUCCGCCCACUCUGACUGUUCACCAAUCAGUAAUAGCCGUUUUGGUUAUUCGGGCACAAUGACUGGACAUUUCAGUUGUUAUUUGUCAUAUCUCAUCGAUGCUAUUACGUAAGAGGCACGGUGCAGCCAGAAGUUAUACAUAUACCGCAUCAUUUUACGGGAGUUUCUGCGCACGAGUCUCAGUGCCUUUUCUGCAUGCAAAUACAUUUGAAUGGUGACGUGAAUGUUACACAAUAGCCAAGGGGACAAACACAGGGCGAACCUUUCUGUAUUGACGAAGGACCUCAAUUGCGUUCAAAUAUAGAAGCAGAUUAAAAAAAAUUGCAUUGUAUGUUAAGCAGCUAUCGAAUAUCACUCCCUGGGGUUAGGCUAAGAUAGGGGGAGACUUUGGUCACGUUCCAGCAAGUGCUAGCUCAUUUCAUGUUAUUUCUCUUUAAGAAUAAGCUGACGUUUGCUUCGACAAAGACUGCAAACGUGUGUCAUUUAUCUCACGAGAGUAUUUUCAGUGACUUAUUUCAAUCAAAGCAGGGAAACUUACCGGUUAGCUCUUGAUGAACGAGCGAGCCAUCGCCUGCCACGACGGGUCAGUCCGGAUUUGAUUUCAGGGCCCGAACGAUCGUCGUUUAAACAGCUGGGAGGGGGCCAUAAAAUAGUCAAUACCAUUCGUAUCACCCAGAACCAGGCCCAAACGUAACCUGCAGACUUGGUCUAAAAUAUAUUUAACCAUGUUUAAAUGAUAUACAGAUCCAUGUGCAGAUUUCGUGUGGGCCUGCCCAUCGUUUUUUUGCAUAAUAAUAAAGCAUGUAUCCGUGGCAUGUGAUGAAAUGAAUAGUGAAUGACGAUCGGCUCUCGAUUCGAAGGUAGCAAGAAAGAGAGGUCAGGGUUUUGCAGGUGCGUAGAGUACGUCGAAGAGGCCAAGUCGCCUCUGUUAUUGCACAUAUAGCCUUACGGGUGUCCGGCACCAGAGGGCAAAAUCAGUAGACAGCAUUAUCCCGGUCCUGAUCCACGUUGAACGCCCCCUCCCCAUUUAAACAAGCAGCUUGCACUUAAUUUGUUUACUGCCACACGUUUAGUGCCGUCUCUUUAAGGAAAGUGAAUCUCAGUUCGGGUAUAAAAGCAGGAGCGGGCCUGCCCGAGUACCUUUGACAGGGGCUUCGCAGCCCAAGCCUGAACCCACAUCAUCAUUUAGUGGGUAAACCAGUAAAACCAGUCACAGUCUAUUCUCCAUAUACUCUUAAAGGAACAGUCACCCAAAAAUGAAAAUUUUGUACUCAACAACUUAUGUCGUUUCAAACCAUUCUUACCAAAACAUACGAGCACUGUAAAAGUGGUCAGUAAGACUCUGAAUUAUUUGUUUCCAAAUAAAGAUCACUUUUGUGCCAAUUUUUAACCUUAAAAACCUCCGUCCCCCUUGGUAGUGAAUGCAUGAACAUUUUUGUAGUCACAUGAGUUUGGAACGACAUGAUAGUGAGUUUUUAUUUAAGGGUGCACUACUCCUUUAAUACACUUUAAGUCUCAGUGAUAUCCGGGGAGCAGGAGAGAAGGUGAAGGCCUUAAGCGGUGAUCUCGUGCAGGGCUUCACUAUCACAACACAUCAUUACACAUCACAGUAGAUUGCUUAGACGGACAACCGGAGUUGUCGGAAUCUGAUGAGCAGGGUCGCACGGCAAAAGGGGGACCCACGGUAACUUAUCCAUGACACAGGCCACUCGACGGCUGAAAUGGUUUAUAAGGUGUCAGGAGUCCAUAUUGAAGUGCUUUUGUCAAGCACUGAACGUUUCAAGACGAUGCGCUAUGGCUGAAAACGUUUCCCCAGGUCGUGGGUGUCAGAUGCGAGAAUGUGAACGAAAACUGUGAUUUGAAUCCGUCCUGAUUUGUAAUAAGAUGUAUACGACUUGCAACCUGUUGCUUGUGUGCAAUCUGCUUUCAUCAGAUUCCGAUUUUCGUACAUGACUUGGGUAGACAGCAUUCAUAGCCUACACUACAGUAGUUAAUGACAGUUUAUCUUUCUUCUCUGAAUGCAUAACAGUUUUUUUUUUCUUCUUGCUUAAUGUUUUUUAUGGAUGAGAUAAGACUUGAUGAUUGACCAUCUAAAUGUGGCAUAAACCGGCAUGUGAAAAGACUCAAUAGUGGCUGGAGGACUCUAAAAUGUUCAGCAUUUGGAACUCUUGAUAAAACCCAAUAAAAUGAAAAAAAAGAAAAAAAAGCUCAAAUUAUGAAAAAGUGAAUAUCACUGUGUAAUAUUUAUUCAACUUGUAAUUUAUGUACUCUUUUAACCUUUGUCUGUUUUUUGUUAUGACAAAGCAUUUAUUUAAAUAAAGUUAUGUAUUCAUUUAAA
This is a messenger RNA of Misgurnus anguillicaudatus (oriental weatherfish), 5000 nucleotides long. RefSeq names its product insulin-like growth factor binding protein 5b (gene igfbp5b). Gene Ontology annotation, biological process: regulation of insulin-like growth factor receptor signaling pathway. NCBI's taxonomy places the organism in Eukaryota, Metazoa, Chordata, Actinopteri, Cypriniformes, Cobitidae. Gene Ontology annotation, cellular component: extracellular region. Gene Ontology annotation, molecular function: insulin-like growth factor I binding; insulin-like growth factor II binding; fibronectin binding. The record is from RefSeq and is a predicted model, not a curated record.